AUGGACGACACCAUGAAGGGGCGCACGGGCCCGGGCGCCUGCUACGCGUCGAAGUCGUCGUUCGGGUCACAAACUCUGGCAGGGAAAAGGACCUCCGCGUCGCACACGUUCGGAACGAAGUCGAACAAGCCGCUGAACAAGGAGGACGUGCCGGGUCCUGGCAGCUACGGCAUCGAGAACGGCUUCGGGAGACAAACGCUCAGCUUGCGGCAGAGCGCGCGAACGGCGGCGUUGGAUCGCGGAAACCGCUGGAGCGAGCUCAAAAAGGACUUUCGCCAGUCCGAAUUCACCCCAGGCGCCCUGAACCCCAAGGUGCGCGGGCAGGUCGGCGACGCGCCCGGGGUGGUGAUGCACGGCAAGGGCGGGCGCUACGACAUGAGUAAGGGCGGCGUUCCGGGCAUGAAGCCGACCGCGCUGCAGACCCCAGGGCCGGGCACGUACGGGCUGGACAGUACCUUCGGGCGGCAGACCGUGGCGCGGCACGCGACGAGCGCGACGGCGCGCUUCGGGCGGGCCACGCGGGAGCAGUGCGACAAGCAGUACAUCUCGUUCGGGCACGAGAAGGACAUGUUCGGCAAGCACUCGCCCGGUCCGACGACGUCGCGACCGGGCUCGGCGUUCGGCAGCCAGGCACCCUCGGGCCGGCGGACGACGGCGGCGUUCAGCUUUGGGUCGGGCGACAGGUUCAGCGACUUCAAGCCGAGCCAGCGCACCCUCAAGAAGACGGGCGGGGACCCGAAGAAGGUCCCUGUCAACAGCAUAGAGCGGACUCCCGGCCCGGGCGAAUACCUCGUGUAA
Molecule: messenger RNA, 798 nt
Organism: Pedinophyceae sp. YPF-701
Lineage: Eukaryota; Viridiplantae; Chlorophyta; Pedinophyceae
Source: the annotation of a GenBank genome assembly